Dreissena polymorpha is the source of this 1787-nucleotide messenger RNA. Its product is annotated as multidrug resistance-associated protein 1-like. The record is from RefSeq and is a predicted model, not a curated record. Gene Ontology annotation, biological process: transmembrane transport. The transcript has 3 exons. Gene Ontology annotation, molecular function: ATP binding; ABC-type transporter activity. Lineage: Eukaryota; Metazoa; Mollusca; Bivalvia; Myida; Dreissenidae. Gene Ontology annotation, cellular component: membrane. The coding region runs from base 18 to 1676 and encodes 552 amino acids.
GAAACAUUUUAAAAGACAUGUCAUCCGAACCUUGGCACCAGUUUUGUGGACAUGGAGAGAAUUUUUCCACCUGGAAGAAUGGAGACUUCAGCCAUUGUUUCGAGCAAAUUGUUGUUGUGUGUCCUAGUUACAUAAUUCUGGCCAUUACAAGUUCAUUUUAUAUUGCUUCAAGCCAGAGUUCUUUCCGUUGGGUAUACAAGUACUUGCCAUUACCAUGGUAUGUCAUAUUAAGACUUGUGGUGACGAUUCUGCUUACCUUUACAGCAGUUUUCAUACCGAUUGAUACAAAAUAUCUGAACAAAUUUGAAGUGAGCUAUUCAGAUAUAGUAACAACGUGUACAGUGUCAUUUUCAUGGCUAUUGCAUUGUUUUUAUGUUUAUCGGUUAAAGUAUCUUGAUUGGUCGAGCUGGCGUGGAUCUAAACCAAUGAUUGUUAUGAUGAUACUACCAUGUGUCUCUACAGCAGCACAGCUGCAUACAAAUAUUCUUCAAAGAUUAAAUAAAUCCCAAUUGCAAAAUUCAGUGGAAGAAUAUAGUGUUUAUGUGUCCACAUUUCUUCUGUUUUGCUACUUUUUGACAUUAGUGCCAGGAUCAGAACGGGUGAUCGUUGAAGAAAAUGAUGUGUAUUAUCGGGCUAUUAAUGAAAGUUUUGAAGCUAGAAGCCCCUUAUUAAGUCAACCUGGCACUAAUUAUAGGAGCAUUUCACAAACAAGAGAAGCAACUAAAGUAGCUGAAAAAAAUGUGAAUUGUCUUUCUUGGCUAACGUUCCACUGGGUGCAACAUAUUCUGGCUAAAGGCGCCAGAAGGUCGUUACAGGGUGCGAGUGAUGUCUUUAUGUUGCCGGUGAGGCUUAGUACUGGACUGUUGUUCAUGAAAUUCACAACCAUACUAACCGGAAAGUGUGACAGAAAACUAAGUUAUAAAUUAAAUCGCUCUCUAAGCUCCAACAUAUCGUUGAGUUCAAACAGUGUAAGCACGGUACCAGAUGUAGCAUUUUCAAGACAACAUGCGCCCAGAACUGUGCCUUUAGAACACGGAGAAAGUAAAAUAGAACACGGAGAAAGUAAAAUAACACUUUUCAAAGCUCUUAAUAAAGCAUUUGGGUGGGAAUAUUACCUUCUUGGAAUUCUCAAACUUCUGGCAGAUAUAUUUGGUUUUGCUGGACCAAUCUUACUUAACCUGCUUGUUACAUACAUGGAAUCAAAUACCGAGCCUGCAUCCCAUGGCUACUGGUAUGCUGUGGGGCUGUUUGCGGCCACUUUGCUGGGAUCAGUCUGUUCUACUCAGUUUGACUACAACUGCAGUGUCAUAGGCUUGAAAAUCAGAGCUGCAAUUAUAACAACCAUCUACCGAAAGUCUCUCUCUGUAAGCAAUGUGAGUGCAGGUAAAUUCUCGAGCGGACAAAUCACCAACUUAAUGAGCACAGAUACAGACCGGAUUGUGAACUUUUGUCCCAGUUUUCUCGCAUUUUGGAGCCCUCCCUUUCAGAUAGCAGUGUCUCUCUAUCUCCUUCAUCAACAGGUGGGUGUGUCAUUCCUUGCUGGUUUGGCCUUUGCAAUCCUCCUGAUUCCUAUCAACCGCUGGCUCGCCAUCAAGAUUGGUCAGUUGAGUAAGGCCAUGAUGGAGCAGAAAGAUAACAGAGUCAAGGUAAUGAAUGAAAUUCUAUUUGGUAUUUGAGUGGUGAAGUUCUACGCGUGGGAGGAUCACUUUGAGUCCAAGAUCAGACGUCUCAGAGACGCCGAGUUGAAGAGUUUGACUGGCAGGAAGUACCUGGAUGCCAUGUGUGUG